AUGAGCCAAGAAGAACGUCGCUGUCUCUCGGAUCACUCCCUGGAGGAGCUAGAAGAGUGCGAAAGGGACUUGAAACGACGACGAUUGGCAGAAAACAGCAAUGCUGAGGCAUCCAGUGCCAGCGACCACCAGAGCGCUCUAAGCAUUAACACUGCCCGAAAGAGACUCUCUGAAUACUUUCUUGUGCCGAAAGAUAAGCUUGAAAGUAGAGUUGAUGCAUUUCAGUCGAAUGCUGCCAUGUUGCUGCUGCGGCAACAUCCGUCAUUGGUCGCGGAAUCUUUUUUGCGGCAAACCGUGCUUUCCUUUUUCUUGCGAGCUGGUGCUUCUGUUUCCGUCAUUCAGGAGCUGUGUGACAUGUGGAAAUCCAUCAAUCCUGAAUACAAUGAGUACAUACAAUGGGAAAAGGCUGGUUUCCACCGGAGACCAAACCUGGUGGCUGAUGCUUGCUUGUACGGCUCAGAUCCAAACACUAUCAAGGUCCUCGUGAAAGAAUUCCCACAUCAAAUAGCUCAGAAAGGCGAUUAUUUGCGUCCAAUCAAAGUAUUUCUGAGUCGAUGUGACCGGUACGAGCUGGCUAUCGGUAUUGCAGAUAUCUAUGAGUGUUUGCCACCGCCGGGGAAUCAAGCCGCUAUUCAAAUCCUUGGAUUGUUCGAUCCAAACGAGUUUCCGGAUUGCAAUGAAUAUGUUGUGCUUGGAAAUCCUGGUGAGGAAAUCUCAGAUUUUCUGGCCAAGACAAUCUCAAAAGUGUCGCGUGAUGAUACAGGUAGUAUUGAUAUUUAUGAUCACGACGGCAUCAAGCGCUGGGACAAAAAGGCCAUACAGCGUGCCCAACUAUUUCUUCCCCGACUUACCCGUUUUUCACUUUCGGGCAUUGGUGACAAUACCAACCUGUUCCACUCCACACUGAAUAUGUUUUGUAAAGCAACACCCUCAUUAUUGAGACACCUGGAGCUCCCUGUGAAUCUUGAAUUCAUCAACCGAAAUGGAAACGAUCUAUUUGUCAAGGCCAUUCAGUCGUGUCCUAACCUCAAGGAGCUGCACUUGGGUACAUUGCAAAGAGAUCUUAGUUCUACAAGUGUCACUGAUGCCCAAGCAAUGUGCAAACUUUGCACGGACAUUGUUCUCUGGACUAAUGAUCUUGAAUCCUUGGGCUUGACGCUGCUUCCAGAUACCGAUGGACAGUCACUUGGCAAGCUGCUACGAGCUGUUGCGGUCAGGCUAAAAUCAUUUCAUGUCCGUGGCAGCUUGCGAAACGUUGAUGCUUGGGUCCCAUUUGAGAUUCCACCAAAUGUCAGGCUUCAAAGUUUGACCCUUCAAACCACAUUGGGUGCGCAGGCCACGAAAGGCAUUCUUGGAAACAUGCGUGGAGUCGCAUCGCUGACUUCCUUGGCGCUGCUUGGCCAACAAGGAGAUACAGUUGAUGUGAGCAAUGAAAUUGCUAAAGUCCUAGCUCAGAAUCGCAUGGAGUCUCUUCAAAUUCGUAAUUGUGCAGGAGUCAGUCUUCAGGUCCUUGUGGAUGCCUUGAAAGAAAACGAUUCGUUGAUCAACUUCACUCACCGCGAAACGGAACACUCUUUGGGGAUUAUCAAACACUUUGCCAAAAUGAUGCAGUGCAACAUGACACUCCAACACGUCAACUUGAGCAACUGCUGGGGCGAGCCCCCAAGUGGCCAUUUCUAUUCUCAAGUCAUGUACUUGAAACUGCUCAAUAAAUGCGGGAGGGGAAAAUUGUCCAACCCAAAGGCAUCAUGUGACGCGUUGGUGGUGGCCUUGGAAGCGGCCGCGGCCAUAGCUGACUACCCUGGCGAUCCAGACAACCUUUGGUAUGGACUCCUUCGAGAGAACCCUGAACUAUGGGCACAGGCUGCAUUGGGCCCAUUUUGA
This is a messenger RNA of Seminavis robusta, 1884 nucleotides long. The record is from the annotation of a GenBank genome assembly. Lineage: Eukaryota; Bacillariophyta; Bacillariophyceae; Naviculales; Naviculaceae.